AUGGCCAAGCGCACGAAGAAGGUCGGCGUGACCGGUAAGUACGGUACCCGUUAUGGUGCUUCCCUGAGGAAGCAGAUCAAGAAGAUGGAAAUCACGCAGCACGCUCGCUACACGUGCACCUUCUGCGGCAAGGACUCCGUCAAGAGGACCGCUGUGGGCAUCUGGCACUGCAAGGGCUGCGGCAAGACUCUCGCUGGUGGCGCCUGGGUGAUGAACACCACCGCCGCCGCUACCGUGAGGUCGACUGUCCGUCGUCUCCGUGAGAUGAAGACCGCCUAA
This is a messenger RNA of Acanthamoeba castellanii str. Neff, 279 nucleotides long. Its product is annotated as ribosomal L37ae protein family. The record is from RefSeq and is a predicted model, not a curated record. Gene Ontology annotation, cellular component: ribosome. NCBI's taxonomy places the organism in Eukaryota, Discosea, Longamoebia, Acanthamoebidae. The transcript is spliced from 3 exons. Gene Ontology annotation, biological process: translation. The coding region runs from base 1 to 279 and encodes 92 amino acids. Gene Ontology annotation, molecular function: structural constituent of ribosome.